AUGUCUCUUACUCCCCAGGAGAUUGUCAGUGUGGCGGACCACUUGUAUCUGAGUGGUCUGUUUGGCAUGGUCUCCUCUUGCCUCGUCGUUUACGACUGGUCACUCCUUUUCAACGAUGAACUUGAAACAAUCUACCAGUCGAGGUGGUCCAUUGCAAAGGUCCUCUAUCUUUAUAUACGCUUCAUUACACCCCCAGGCGUCAUCUUCAACACCUUUCAGCUCGCGUCACCAUUACGGUUCGACCUCUCCGACAAGUUUUGCUCUAUAUGGGCAAACGUCAAUGUCUUCUUCAUGUUCUCCUGCCUUAUGGCUUCCAAUGUCCUCCUCACGCUCAGACUCACAGCUCUCUACGCCCGUCGACCAUUUGUAGUCUGGUGCCUGCGCGUUUUCUUCCUCCUCUCCUAUGGCGCAACACUCGCGUUCCUUGGUGUCUCAAUGUACACAUACGGAGAUACCAUGUACUACGACAAACAUGUUCGCACUUGCGGGUCCCUCGGUCAUUCCGCGAUGAUGCCAGCCAUCUUUUACGCCCCCGCUGCUUAUGAGUUCACCAUUUUCGCCCUCACUGCCUGGCGCGCCUGGCAAGACAACAAGCUCUCCAGCAAUGUUCUUCAUCUACGCGCGUCUUCAACGCCGUUCCUUACAAUGCUUUACCGAGACGGAGCGGUCAGCUUCCUCGUCAUGGUCAUAGUCCGAGGCUGGAACAUCUGGAUUUAUGUUACACAGCCGUUGAGUAGUUAUAAUAUGGGGACCUGUCUUAUGUGGGCUACCAGCACAGUUCUCACUACCCGCGUCUACCUGAACCUCGUCUUCCUCAUUAAGCAACCGACCUAUGGUGGUUCCAGUGGAAUACCACCGGUACACCAAAGUGACCCAAGCCACCUAAUUGCGACCAUUCACGCGCCGACGUAUCCUCAUGGCCCAUCUCCUACUCGAAGUUCGUUUGCAUUCUCGCAGACAAAAGUCGCAUUCUCUCCCGUAUCCCCGACACGAAAUUCGUUUUUACCUCGUGUCGGUGGCAGUCACCAUCAUUCGGACGGUGGAGAAGUGAUUCCACUCAGUUUCCAUCCCCUGGAGGGUCAAAAGGGCACGUCAGAUCGGGACGGUAGAUUGACACCACGGUUAAAAGGCAUUACACCGGCUCUUCGAUUCACCCGUCCCUCGUCCUCGUCGCUACCUGCCAAAGGACCAUAG
Molecule: messenger RNA, 1194 nt
Organism: Serendipita indica DSM 11827
Lineage: Eukaryota; Fungi; Basidiomycota; Agaricomycetes; Sebacinales; Serendipitaceae
Source: the annotation of a GenBank genome assembly